Messenger RNA from Colletotrichum paranaense, 132 nucleotides. RefSeq lists its product as uncharacterized. Bases 1 to 132 code for a protein of 43 amino acids. NCBI's taxonomy places the organism in Eukaryota, Fungi, Ascomycota, Sordariomycetes, Glomerellales, Glomerellaceae. The record is from RefSeq and is a predicted model, not a curated record. The transcript has a single exon.
AUGAGCUGGAAUGAGAGCGUUAAUGACACAUCCUUAAGACGGGUUUGGACGAUCAACUUUUGGAGAAGAUGGGACUUAUCUGGGGGAGGCCGAGGACUGCGCCGCGGAAACAGAAUUCAGCGAGGCAAAUGA